Messenger RNA from Eurytemora carolleeae, 604 nucleotides. RefSeq lists its product as uncharacterized. The coding region runs from base 115 to 525 and encodes 136 amino acids. Lineage: Eukaryota; Metazoa; Arthropoda; Copepoda; Calanoida; Temoridae. The transcript is spliced from 7 exons. The record is from RefSeq and is a predicted model, not a curated record.
UUUACUGGCUUGGUUAGCCUGGACUUCAAAACUAAAUCAGUGACACCAUUUGGAGGAAGAACCAUUGUUAACUCUCAACUAAACUAUAAAAUCAAAUCAAAUGAAACUGAUCUGAUGUUGGACUUCAGAUUUUCUUUUUGUUUAUCGCUAAACGGAUGUUUGAGUGGAGAGGAAUACUACGAUACAAUAGAGGAAUUUAUGCACUCUACCAAUAAGAAAGAAUUCUGCAGUCUUGGUUUUGCUGAUAUUGUAAGAGGGGACUCAAAUGUUACCAAGAGUGGGAAUGAUAAUAUGGAAUCUUGUUUGAAAGAGAAAUCUACUAAUAUCAGGAUUUGUGAGAAAGAUAUAUUUGAAAGGAAGGAAAAGAUGAAAAACGGAAAGAGAAUCUUUGAAGAUGCAAUGAAAAAACUUUGGAAAGAAAAAAAGAAAAACAAGAAAAAAAGCAAAAAGAAAAAGAAGAAGAAAAAGAAAUGCAAAAAGAACUGCAAGAAGGAUGAAAAGAAGAAAAAGAAGAAAAAGGAUUAAUUUAAUGUGCGAAAGAGUUACCGCCUUAAGAAUUUAAAUUCAAAAAUGUAAAUGAUUAAUUAACUAAUUUUUAGAAUUA